Molecule: messenger RNA, 708 nt
Organism: Diutina rugosa
Lineage: Eukaryota; Fungi; Ascomycota; Pichiomycetes; Serinales; Debaryomycetaceae
Product: putative metalloprotease
Exons: 1
Coding region: 1-708 (235 amino acids)
Biological process (GO): mitochondrial protein processing; mitochondrial proton-transporting ATP synthase complex assembly
Cellular component (GO): extrinsic component of mitochondrial inner membrane
Molecular function (GO): metalloendopeptidase activity
Source: RefSeq, a predicted model, not a curated record
AUGACUGAAGUCUCUGAUACUGUCACGAAAUCUCAGCAGCUCUCACCAACUUCAGAGCUUAAUGGUUUCUCUUGGUGGAAAAGAGAAAUGAGCUAUCGCUUAGGUUUGUUGCUGAGUGGCGAGAUGCAGCAGUUUGAGUAUGAUUACUACAAUAGAAAUUUACCCGAAAAGUGCCAACAAUGUGACAAAGAUUUGCAAUGGAUGCUCAAAUACAGUCCAGGAGUUAUAUUCAUGAUGGACAAUAUCAAUAAAUUACAAAAGGACCCUCUGGAUUCGAUCGCAAACCACAUCACCUGUGAUGUUUGCCCUGACCUCCAAGGAGGUGGGUUUCAUCCAAAGUACGGCAUCUUAUUGUGCGCCAAUCGAUUGCAAUCGAAAUGGCAACUAGAGGAUGUUUUGACUCAUGAGUUGGUGCACGCCUACGAUCACUUGAAGUUUAAGGUGGACCUUAACGAUCUAAACCACCACGCUUGCACCGAAAUUCGAGCUUCGACUCUCUCCGGAGAAUGCCGCAUAUUCAACGAAAUCAAAAAGACUGGCCUAGGAAAUUUUGGCAAAAAGUUUCAGGAUUGUGUUAAGCGCAGAGCUACCAUCUCUGUAUCUCAUAAUCCCAAUUGUCUGAGCAUGGAGGAAGCUGAAAAGGUAGUAGAUCGCGUCUGGCAAUCAUGCUUUAACGACACUCGGCCAUUUGAACGGGUCUACAGAUAG